AUGGCGCCCAAUUCGUCCCAGCAAUCGGCUCCUUCGCCGUCUCUCAAGCGAAAACAAGCAAGCAUAUCCAGCUUCUUCACCCAGAAACCAGCAUCGACUACGCCCAAGGACUCCGGAGCCACGUCAGCCAAGACACCCCAAAAGCGACAAGCGUCAACAAUCGCGAAGGCUAGCGAGUCGGAGGAGAAAACCAUACCAGCUGGAGAUGAAGAUGACGAGGACGAAGACAUUGUGGCCCCAGCGCCAAAGCGGGCGAAGACGACCGGCGCAGACGCAGAAGAACCCAUUCGAGUUGCGACGAGCAUGCACGCCGAACCCCCAUCCCAGACGAGCAGCCAACGAACCAACAUCUUCAAAUUCCAAAGCUCCCCCGCGAAUCCCCCAGACACCACAAAAAACGAGGACCCCGAGGAAGAGACCCGAAGGAAAGAGAAGGAAAAGCUACACAAGCAAUUCGUCCAGAAGCUCGGCGGAAUAGAUUGCCAGAUUGGAAUUGGAAGAAAUGCAGUCAACGAUGUCGCCAGUGCAGAAGCCGAGGCAGCAGAGGCCGAAGAGGACGACGAGCCUCCACCUCCCCCGACCAAAGGAAAGGGCGCCAAGAAGACCGCAAGCAAGCUCACGCCUAUGGAAAAGCAGGUCAUUGAAAUCAAGCGCCAGAAUCCGAACACAGUGCUAGUGAUCGAGGUUGGAUACAAGUUCCGAUUCUUCGGAGAGGAUGCGCGCAUCGCAGCCAAGGAACUAGGCAUUGUUUGCAUACCGGGCAAGUUUAGAUUCGACGAACAUCCAUCAGAAGCACAUAUUGGCCGAUUCGCUUCCGCUAGUAUCCCAGUGCACCGAUUGCAUGUACACGUGAAGCGACUCGUCACGGCCGGCCACAAGGUUGGCGUGGUGCGUCAGAUUGAGACAGCUGCUCUCAAAGCCGCAGGCGAUAACCGUAACGCGCCUUUUGUGCGCAAGUUGACCAACGUUUACACCAAAGGAACCUAUAUCGACGACACCGAAGGUCUGGAGGGUCCUGCGCCAGCGGCUGGAGGUGCCUCUCCUGCGACUGGGUACAUGCUUUGCAUGACCGAAUCUAGUGCUAAAGGCCACGGAAACGACGAGCGAGUGAAUGUUGGAAUUGUUGCUGUACAGCCAGCCACGGGUGACGUGAUCUACGAUGAAUUCGAAGAUGGCUUCAUGCGCAGCGAAAUCGAGACGCGGUUAUUACACAUUGCGCCGUGUGAGAUAUUGAUUGUUGGGGAAAUGUCCCGUGCAAGCGAAAAGCUCGUGCAACACCUAUCCGGAAGCAAAAUGAAUGUCUUCGGGGAUGCUGUGCGUCUUGAGCGAGCCCAGAAGCAGAAAACGUCUGCUGCAGAGGCACAUAGCCACGUGUCCGGCUUUUAUGCCGGUAAGAUGAAGUCCACCAGCACAGCAGAGGAUGCCCAAGCCGCUAAACUGCUUGAAAACGUUCUUGGUCUACCUGAGCAAGUGACUAUCUGUCUCUCUGCUAUGAUCGAACAUAUGACCGAGUAUGGAUUGGAACAUGUCUUCGACCUCACGAAAUACUUCCAGCCCUUCUCGGCUCGCUCGCAUAUGAUGUUGAAUGGAAACACGUUAGUCAGUCUGGAGAUUUAUCAGAACCAAACAGACCAUUCAGCGAAAGGCAGCUUGUUCUGGACUUUAGAUCGAACCAAAACCCGAUUCGGACAGCGUAUGCUGAGACAGUGGGUUGGGCGACCUUUGCUGGACAAGGUGCGCCUUGAAGAGAGAACGAGCGCAGUGGAGGAGCUGAUCGAUCCUGCCCGAGCAGGCUCAGUGGAAAGGAUCCAAGGUCUGCUAGGCAAAGUCAAGAGUGACCUGGAAAAGAACCUGAUCCGCAUUUAUUACGGGAAGUGUACACGGCCUGAACUGCUCACUGUUCUGCAAGCCAUGCAGAUGAUUGCAAUGGAAUUUUCUGAUAUUAAGUCACCGGCACAAACUGGCUUUUCAUCAUCGCUGAUCAGCGAGUCUAUUGCCUCUUUACCAACCAUCCGGAAGGAUAUCGUCAUGUAUCUUGAUAAAAUCAACAUGCAUGCUGCUCGCACUAAUGACAAGUACACUUUCUUCCGCGAGGCAGAGGAAACAGAGGAGAUUGGCGACAACAAGCUGCAGAUCGGAAGCAUUGAGCACAGUCUAUCUGAACACCUCAAAGACGCGGCUUCCACCAUUGGAAGAGGCAAGAUCGAAUAUUCGACAGUAUCUGGCAUCGAGUAUCUGAUCGAGAUCGAGAACAACUCACCAGCAUUGAAACGUGUCCCAGCAUCGUGGAUCAAGGUCAGCGGCACAAAGAGAGUCUCUCGUUUCCACACACCAGAAGUCAUCCAAUUCGUCCGCGAGCGUGACCAACACAAAGAGGCACUUGCAGCAGCCUGCGACCAAGCAUUCGCGGCUCUCCUAGCAGAUAUUGCGGCACAGUACCAGGCCCUUCGAGACUGCGUACAAUCCCUCGCAACACUGGACUGUCUCUUGUCUCUGGCGGAAAUCGCCCAACAACCCGGCUAUGUCAAGCCCAUCUUCACAGAGCAGGCAGGUCUCCACAUCGAACAAGGCCGUCACCCCAUGGUCGAACAACUUUUGACCGACGCCUACGUUCCAAAUGACACAAAGCUACAACAUGACGAGACACGGGCCCUCCUCGUAACAGGCCCAAACAUGGGUGGCAAGUCCAGCUACGUACGCCAAGUAGCGUUAAUAGCAAUCAUGGGCCAAAUCGGGUCCUAUGUCCCGGCCGAAUCAGCCCGACUGGGCCUCCUAGACGCCGUGUUCACGCGCAUGGGCGCCUUCGAUAACAUGCUCGCCGGUGAAUCCACAUUCAUGGUCGAACUCUCCGAAACAGCCGAUAUCCUCAAGCAAGCCACGCCGCGCUCAUUGGUCAUCCUAGACGAAUUAGGCCGUGGCACAUCGACGCAUGAUGGCGUGGCUAUUGCGCAGGCCGUGCUCGAUUACAUGGUCCGAACCAUCGGAUCCCUCACCCUCUUCAUCACUCACUACCAACAUCUUUCGCGAAUGGUCCACUCAUUCCCAGACCAUGCUCUCCGGAACGUUCACAUGCGUUUCACAGAGACAGGCACCAAGGACAAGGAAGGGGAAGAGGAAAUCGCCUUCCUGUACGAGGUUACCGAGGGCGUCGCGCAUCGCAGUUACGGGCUGAACGUUGCGCGUUUGGCGAAUCUGCCUUCAGGUUUGCUGGAUGUGGCUCGACAGAAGAGUGCUGAACUGGAAGAGUCGAUUCGUCGCAAACGGUUGGCUGGCCUUGUAGGUGCUGUUGGUCACGUUCUGGAGGGCUCUGGUCAGCCUGGAGAUGAGCUCUUUGAUAGGCUUGUGGCCAGCGCUGAGCAGCUAUAG
This is a messenger RNA of Penicillium olsonii, 3366 nucleotides long. The record is from the annotation of a GenBank genome assembly. NCBI's taxonomy places the organism in Eukaryota, Fungi, Ascomycota, Eurotiomycetes, Eurotiales, Aspergillaceae.